ACACGAAAAAGCAAGCAAGCGAGCAGGAAUAGCAAUAUGCCCGUCAAGCUUCUCCGGACGCCCACCGCCGGGCGACGCCACCGCUUGCUGGUGCUGCACCUCGUUCCCGGCCUCCUGCUUGUGCUGCUCUCGUGCUCGUGCUCGGCGUCGGCGUCGGCGUCGACGGUGGUCACCCACCUGCCAGGAUUCGAUGGCCCUCUCCCCUUCUACCUCGAAACCGGAUACGUUGGCGUGGAGGAGGAGACCGGGACGGAGCUCUUCUACUACUUCGUCGAGUCGGAGAGGAGCCCCGGCACGGACCCCGUCAUCCUGUGGCUCACCGGCGGGCCUCGCUGCUCGGGCUUCAGCGGCUUCGCCUUCGAAGUUGGUCCCGUGAAGUAUGUGCUAGCGCCGUACACUGGAGUUUUGCCGCGGCUGGUACAGAACCCGCUGUCAUGGACCAAGAUGGCGAGCAUCAUCUUCCUCGAUUCGCCGGUCUGCUCGGGCUUCUCGUAUGCUCGUGACCCCAAAGGCUGCGACGUCGGAGACUACUCGUCGUCUCUGCAAGUCCAAAGAUUCCUGAACAAGUGGUUCACUCAUCACCCGCAGUACCUUUCAAAUCCUUUCUACCUUGGAGGAGAUUCAUACGCCGGAAAGGUGAUUCCACUUAUUGCAACAUACAUUUCACAAGGAACUGAAAAAAGGGAGCAGCCUCUCAUUAAUCUCAAGGGCUAUUUGGUCGGCAAUCCUAUAACAGACCCAAAGUUCGAUAGAAAUUUCCGAGUACAAGGUGCUCAUGGCUUUGGGAUAAUAUCUGACCAAAUAUAUGAGGCUGCAAUGAAAAACUGCAAAGGGAAUUAUGUAAUCCCCGAGAAUCAACUGUGUGCUGAGGUGCUAGAAACUGUAGACAGUCUCAUCUCUGAAAUCGCAGACGGACACGUCUUGUACAAAAAAUGUGUCGUCGCCACGCCAAAGCCCAUAGAUGAUGCUACAAGAAGAAAAUUUCUGCUAGAAGAAUCAAUCAAGCCAAAUGAAGCGCCCGGUCGACCUACCGUCGAUUGUUUUACAUACGGUUACUACCUGGCAUACUUUUGGAUGAACAACAAGAUGACUAGAGAUGCUCUCGGUAUCAAGGGGGGAACAGUUAGUGAGUGGGUGAGAUGCAAAAAAGAACUCCCCUACACACAGGACAUGCCAAGCAGCAUACCGUAUCAUCUUAAUCUCACCAAGAGAGGCUACCGUGCACUCGUGUACAGCGGAGACCAUGAUCUCCAGGUGCCUCACCUCAGCACGCAGGCAUGGAUAAGAUCCUUGAACUUCUCCAUCGUCGAUGAUUGGAGGGCAUGGCAUCUAGGCGGCCAGGCUGCAGGAUUUACCAUCUCAUAUGCGAACAAUUUGACAUUUGCAACAAUAAAGGGUGGUGGUCAUACUGCUCCAGAGUACCGGCCUGAAGAAUGCUUUGCCAUGGCCCGAAGGUGGCUUGACAACAAGCAACUCUAAUGCUUUGACCCCACAAAAAUUUCUCUCAUAACACAAUUCCUUUUAUAUUUAAUUUGCUUAUCUUCACCUGUAAAGAUGCACUCAAUAGUGAUGUAUAUGAAAGAGUAAAUUCCUCAAAAGCACCACAUUUGUGGCUUGGGUACUCCUUUACCACAUUUUUUGUCCAAAAUCACGUGAAGGAUGUUGGACAUCCAGAACCCAGCACGAGUGUGCACACAAAUUUUAGUGUUGGGAUAUCAGAAGACCUUGAUCCAAUUGUUGAGGGAAAUCAUGAAGGAACAAAAGGUAUUGAUGAGAUAACCAUUAACUAUAUUGAUCUAGGAGAAUCAUACAAUAGAGAGACUACAAUUGUCGACAUUUAUUUAUCCUCUAGAAUUGCAGAAGGCCUCGAUUUGGAUUGCGAAUCUAAGUCCAUGACAGAGUGCAUGAAGCGCUCAGACUGGUCCAGAUGGUACGCAUCAAUUGAGGAUGAAUUGUGCUCGCUCAUACAAAGAGGGAUAUUUUCUGCAGUAAUACCCACUCCUCAACAUGUGUUCCCUGUGGGAGCAAAAUGGGUUUUCGUUCGUAAGAGGAACGAGAACAAUGAGGUGGUGAGAUACAAUGCGAGGCUUGUAGCACAGGGAUUCACGCAGAGACCCGGCAUCGAUUACGAUGAAAGAUAUUCUCAUGUUAUGGGUGGAACAACGUUCUAAUAUUUAAUAUCACUGGAAGUGAAAUGAAUUUGUCUAUCCAGCCGAUGGAUGUUGUGACUGCAUAUUUAUAUGGGUCACUGGA
Molecule: messenger RNA, 2253 nt
Organism: Triticum dicoccoides
Lineage: Eukaryota; Viridiplantae; Streptophyta; Magnoliopsida; Poales; Poaceae
Product: serine carboxypeptidase-like 7
Exons: 14
Coding region: 37-1479 (480 amino acids)
Biological process (GO): proteolysis; secondary metabolic process
Molecular function (GO): serine-type carboxypeptidase activity; acyltransferase activity, transferring groups other than amino-acyl groups
Source: RefSeq, a predicted model, not a curated record